UUUCAUUCCAUUUUAUUCCGUGCAAAAUUAUUUACAAUUGCUGUCCAAUCGGAAAUUACAAUUGCAACGACAGCCGGAAUUUUUUUACAACGAUACUAUUCUGCAUUCCAAACAAAUAGUUUGUACAAAAAGAACCUUGUUUACAACAGCAGCCACCUUUUUUCUCAAUGACCUCCAUGAAAGACGAAUAAGAACAAAAAACAUUAUCAAACACACUUCUAACACUAAAACAAAAGAAAAUAAACAAGAGAUAAGCUCAUAAGAAGCGCUACUUUAUUUACAAUCAGUUUGCUUUACUCAAAUAGCAUUAUCACGUGGCUACGAGACGGGAAAAAUGGUUCUUAAAUUUGCAGCAAAUCUAAACUUCCUUUUCACAGAGGCUCGCACAAUAUCCGAAAGAAUUUGUUUGGCCCAUAAAGCUGGCUUUCGGGCAGUGGAAAUACCCUAUCCCAGAUCAGAAGAAACUGCAGUGGUAAAGGCAAAGCAGGAAACUGGCAUACAAGUAUCGCUGUUAAACAUUGCUUUGGGCAGCAAUGAAUUGCAGUUGGGUGCAACAAGUAUUCCCGGAGCUGAGCAGCAAUUUCAAGAGCAUUUAAACGAAACCAUACAACUGGCCAAGCAAUUGCAGUGUAAUAAGAUACAUUUAAUGUCUGGCCUGGUGGGAAAGCAUUCACGUGAAGAGCAUUUAAAAACCUACAUCGAAAAUUUAAAAUAUGCAGCCAACCUGUUGGCUCAAGAGAACAUGGUGGGUGUAAUCGAACCAAUUAAUAAAUAUUCCGUACAUUCAUAUUUUAUGAAUUGUUACGACUUGGCUGUCAGCGUUCUGGAUGAAGUCAAAAGCGAUAAUUUGAAAAUGCUAAUGGAUGUCUUCCAUAGACAAUUGAUUAGGGGUGAUUUGGCAAAUGGAUUCACAGAGUUAUCGAAAUAUAUUGGACACAUACAAAUUGCACAAGUACCACAUCGUCAUGAGCCCGAUCAAGAAGGUGAAUUGGAUUAUCGUUAUGUUUUCAAAUUGAUCGAAAGGCUGGGAUAUGCUGAUUACAUUGGAUGUGAAUAUAAACCCAAAACAAAUACCACGGAUGGGCUGAAAUGGUUAACCAAAUAUAGUUUGCAUUUGUAGGCCUGAUGGCGUGGAAUUUUUGGAAUUAUAAAGUAUAAAUUUGUUGUUAAAUAAAUAAAAGUUAAAUAUUGUUUGGUAGAUAUA
Molecule: messenger RNA, 1204 nt
Organism: Musca domestica (house fly)
Lineage: Eukaryota; Metazoa; Arthropoda; Insecta; Diptera; Muscidae
Gene: Gip
Product: putative hydroxypyruvate isomerase
Exons: 2
Coding region: 335-1120 (261 amino acids)
Biological process (GO): glyoxylate metabolic process
Molecular function (GO): hydroxypyruvate isomerase activity
Source: RefSeq, a predicted model, not a curated record